GUGGUGGCGGAUUUCAGCCGUCAUGCAGGCCAUCUUGUGUCUGCAGGCCCACGCGGCGGCCACACAUGAAGAACAGCCGCUGGCCUUUACAGUCAUGAACCUGACAGCCAAGGCGGAGACACUAAGCCACCGGGUUGAAUACGACUUCCUCGUUCAGACCACCAAUUCAACUCCGCCGGUGCAGUGCAACGCGCUGCAGACCAACAUCAACGAGUCACUGGUCAAUGUCUCUACGACCAUCUGCGAUUCCAGCUCUGGAAUCUCCUUCUCGUGGCAACAGUUCAACGACGGCCACGCCGAGUUGACGCUGACGCGCAAUAUUUCCGACACGCAGUCCGCCAGGGACGUGGGGGUCCACACCAUCGGCAGUGAUCAGAUUAGCGAAGUAGCUUCCGGCACUGAGUUUGAACACCAGGCUUACGUGGGGCCAUCCAACUUUACCGUCCCAGCCACGAGGGUGUAUUAA
Pyricularia grisea is the source of this 466-nucleotide messenger RNA. RefSeq lists its product as uncharacterized. Lineage: Eukaryota; Fungi; Ascomycota; Sordariomycetes; Magnaporthales; Pyriculariaceae. The transcript is spliced from 2 exons. The record is from RefSeq and is a predicted model, not a curated record. The coding region runs from base 23 to 466 and encodes 147 amino acids.